AUGAACAAGCGCCAUCACUGGAGGGAUGAAUCAGUGUUGUGUCUACGCAAGAGACGCCUUUGGGUUGUGUCCGUGGACACAGAGUGGGCUCAGAGUGGGCUCAGGCCCGUCCCGCCCCAGACCUCCUUUCAUGGUCGUUUCCGUCGGAUCCCGGCCCACAGCGGAGAGCUGCCCGUGUUUGUUCAGCUCAGUGUGCGAACGCCGUGCGCAUUUCUACCCGAGCCUCCUGACUUCACUUCAACCUCAGAUGCGGAGGAUCUGACUCUCGAUGGCCGUUUCCGACCACAUCACGCUGACUGGGAGAAAGGUUUAAUUACUGCCGAGCCAGCCGCGGAGACGCCUCACGGGGGACCAGACGGAGGGGAAGAGGACGGGCAGGAUCAGGUGAGACGGAGGGGAAAACAGGAGGCUGGUGGUGGAUCCGGGUUCAGACACGCAGCCCUGGAGCUCCAGGUGAGGCCGACGCUGAGCGGGGAGAUCUGUGCCGACACGAGCCGAGAGAUUUGGACGACUUCUGCUGGGGAUCCGGAGGCUUCUCUCCCCAACAUGGCGGAGGGCGUCGCCCCGGUCUCCGGGCCCGGGGCCCCCGUCGCCGGGGGCGACCGGGGGGGGCCCGAGGACGUGGAGUGUCCCGUCUGCUACCAGGAGUACAACCAGUACAACAAGUGCCCCCGGAUGCUGGAGUGCCUCCACGUGUUCUGCACGGAGUGCCUCCAGAGGAUCCAGCUCGCCCAGCACGACCCCUCGGACCCCCGCGGCCCGCCGGCCAUCCCCUGCCCCCUCUGCCGCCACCUGACCCCGCUGGAGACCGGGGACCCCCUGGGCCUGCCCUGCAACUCGCUCAUCCUGUCCCGUUUGCCCCACAUGGCCCUCUGCCUGCCGGCCUCCGUGGCCUCCCGGCUGGCGGCGGCCUCCCAGAGGGUGGUGUUCUCCCUGGAGGGCGGCCAGAGGGACACCCGCCUCAUCAUCCUGCCCACGAUCAGCCUGCGCGUGCAGCAGAGGCAGGUCGCCGCCGCGGCCCCGGGGAUGCUGCUGGGGGGGGGGGGAGGAUGGGGGGGGGGACGCCCAGCAGAGCAAGAGGACGCUGGUCUGCGUGAAGAUGCUGGCCGUCGUCUUCUGGGUGCUGUUCGUCCUCACCUGCCUGUUCUGCGUCAUGUUUCGGCCACAUUUGAAAUUCUGACGGACCUCUUACGUACAACUUUCGGGUUUUAA
This is a messenger RNA of Menidia menidia (Atlantic silverside), 1212 nucleotides long. The record is from the annotation of a GenBank genome assembly. Lineage: Eukaryota; Metazoa; Chordata; Actinopteri; Atheriniformes; Atherinopsidae.